Molecule: messenger RNA, 423 nt
Organism: Arxiozyma heterogenica
Lineage: Eukaryota; Fungi; Ascomycota; Saccharomycetes; Saccharomycetales; Saccharomycetaceae
Exons: 1
Coding region: 1-423 (140 amino acids)
Biological process (GO): cellular response to oxidative stress
Cellular component (GO): cytoplasm; nucleus
Molecular function (GO): glutathione disulfide oxidoreductase activity
Source: RefSeq, a predicted model, not a curated record
AUGAAGUUACAAUACGUAGCCAUAUUAGUCCCCUGUCUGUUUAUUCUAUUUGCUCUAUACUUCAUCUUUGAAAAAGAUAAAUAUGAUAACAUUAUUGUCACGGAAGAUACGUUGCGUACUAUCCAAAAUCUAAUAGAAAAAAAUCCUAUUUUUAUUGCUUCCAAAUCUUACUGUCCCUACGGUAGGCAAGCGUAUAUCACAUUAACCCAUAAUUAUAGGGUUCCUAAGGAUAAAAUAAAGAUAAUUUAUUUAGAUGAAUUGAAAUAUGGUGCAGAAUUACAAAAGGGUUUAUAUCAAAUAAAUGGUCAAUCCACUGUCCCACAUAUUUAUAUAAAUCAUAGAUUUAUUGGUGGUAAUGAUAAGUUACAAGAAUUAAAAAAUAAGGAUCAAUUAAGUGACCUGCUCAAAAAUGCAUUGAAAUGA